Messenger RNA from Symbiodinium natans, 932 nucleotides. NCBI's taxonomy places the organism in Eukaryota, Dinophyceae, Suessiales, Symbiodiniaceae. The record is from the annotation of a GenBank genome assembly.
AUGCUUUAUGUGGACGGCGGUGGAAUUGUGAAUUGGAUGUGCGCGGGAAAGAAGCACAACCUGCUGUGGUCUCCGGGACCUAAGGAGCGCCAAGAUAUCGUAGAUCACGCCGCGCGCACCUCUGCCCAUUUGGCUGACGUGCCGGAAACCGCCGUGAUGCUUGCGGGAGGCUCGGCAUCCAUCCUCCAGCCCAUUACGACCUUCCUGCCGCCUGCAAAGCCUGAAAGUGGUGCCUUCCUCGUUGUUCAGUUGGGUGGUGAUUGGCAGGAAGUGUUUCUGUUCCACCCGACGGAGCCAGACGGUAAGCAUUGGCUGGCUCUCACGACGACUUGCUCCAAUGCUCCAUUGUGGACCCUGGUGCGCUUGGAGCCAGGCUACUACUUGAAAGCCAGCACGUCCGGGACGGACCGUUCAUACCCAAUACUCCGUGAGCAAGACGUUUGGUGGAUGUGCAGCAGCAGUGGUCUCGACCGCUGCGAACCUUGGGUUCCAGCUGAUCUCGCCGCAAUUCACAAGGACGGCUCGGAAGUUCUCCAAAGCCUCGGCAAAAUCCCUGCCUCCGCCUAUUGCAUGGCUGGUGGACAAGAGCCGUGGCUGCGACACUGCCAUGACGUCAACAGGGAAGUUGUCCUACCAGAAGCUGGCAAGUUCGCGGCAGUGCUGUAUGAUGGCUGUUGGCAAGAAGUCUUCUUGUGCAUCCAGCUUGGAGAUCUCUCCCACUGGCUUUGCCUCACCUGGGCACCGGGCAAGUCCACGUUCUAUUGGUGUGCUCUUCAUCUCUUGGAGGGCUCCUUCCUGGUCCUGAAGCACAGAGGAGCCAACAGGCUAGACGUGGCGAGCAUCGACCUCCACCAGAUGCAGGAGCCUCCGCACUUCGACAAGCUGUGGGUUCCGGGGCCCGUUCAAGUGCAAUCGGCAUUCAAAGAUGCAGA